GCUUGAAAUCGCGACAACUUGGGGGCUGCCACCGACAUGCACAGCAACCACAGUCGCAUCAGAACACCAUGCGCGUCGUCAAGCCUUCAUGGCUGAGCCAUAGCGGCGAGCAGAAGGACUUCGAAGUCUACAGCGUCCACGUUUCCCCAGAUGGCUCAAGGCUUGCGACGGCCGGCGGUGAUGGCCACGUCCGCGUUUGGUCGACCGAAUCGAUAUACAACUCGAACGACGAAACCUACAGGAAACCUCGACAGCUCUGCCACAUGAGCCAUCACCUCGGGACCAUCCACUCCGUGCGAUUCUCUCCCAAUGGCCGAUAUCUUGCCUCGGGCGCCGACGACAAAAUCAUCUGCAUCUACCAUCUCGACAGCAACCCUCCUUCGCACACUGCCACGUUCGGCACCAACGAGCCGCCGCCCAUCGAAAACUGGAAGACGUACAGGCGCCUGGUCGGGCACGAGAACGAUGUCCAGGACAUCGCCUGGUCUUACGACUCGUCUAUUCUGGCGUCAGUUGGUCUUGACUCCAAAGUUGUGGUGUGGUCCGGGCAUACCUUUGAGAAGCUCAAGACGCUGGCAGUCCACCAGAGUCACGUCAAGGGCAUCACGUUCGACCCGGCCAAUAAGUUCUUUGCAACUGCAAGCGACGACAGGACCAUUCGAAUAUUCCGCUUCACCCCGCCGGCGCCCAACGCUACCCAACACGAUAUGGUGAACAAUUUUGUGCUUGAAACAACCAUCAACACGCCCUUCAAGAACUCGCCUCUUACCACAUACUUCAGGCGUUGCUCCUGGUCGCCCGAUGGGAAUCAUAUCGCCGCGGCCAACGCCGUGAACGGUCCCGUUAGUUCUGUCGCCAUCAUCGAGCGCUCUAGCUGGGACUCGGAGAUCAACCUGAUUGGCCACGAGGGCCCUACCGAGGUCUGCCAGUUCUCGCCCCGACUGUUCCAUACGAAGGACCCAGCUCAGGCGAACGGGAACGCCAGCAGCCGCAGCAGCCACCUUGUCACAGUCAUCGCAUCGGCAGGUCAGGACAAGACGCUUAGCAUAUGGAACACCAAUACCUCGAGACCAGUUGUCAUCGUACAGGAUGUGGCUGCCAAGUCCAUAUCGGAUCUUUCUUGGGCUCCCGACGGCCAGACUAUUUUUGUUUCGAGUCUUGACGGCAGCAUCAUUGCAGUCAAGUUUUCCGAAGGUGAACUUGGCUGGGUUGCCACGGCUGAGGAGAAUGACAAGGCGCUGCAGAAAUAUGGCAUCUCGAGGAAGGGCAUGGGGACGGCCGAGGAUGUCGAAGGACUGAACUUGGAGAACCAUAGCAAGGCGGGCGAGCUCCGUGGUGCGGAAUCGCGCAUGGGGGCGCUCAUGGGCGAUGAAGUGGCCGCAGCGGCGUCAAAGACUCCUGGUACUACAUCCACAAACGGCGUCAAGGCGACAUCAACCGCAAGCUCGAACUCGACCGCAGCUGGGAAAGCUGCAGAUGGCGAGACCAAUGGCGACUCCGACGCAGCGAAAAAGGCCGACCCAAAAGAUCCUGCAGACGAGAGCGAAGACCAGAAGGCAGAGCGGAUAGCAGCCCUCAAGUCUCGGGUUACAAUCACGAAAGAAGGCAAAAAGAGGGUUGCCCCUCUCCUUGUGUCUUCGUCUGGAACCGGUCAGUCCUCUCUGCCACAGUCCCAUCUUGUUGGGACCGGAUCGACCAAGGCGGCGCGAGACGAUACUCCGCAGAGCAUCCUAGAUCUAUCCAAGCCAUAUGAUGGCCUCCCUAAGGGAGGGCUUGCGUCGAUGCUACUGGGAAACAAGCGGAAGGCGGUAGCUGUGGAGGGAGAGGAUGAAGACGAGAGCACCAACAAGCGACCGGCGUCAGGCCCUGUUCCUAUCAUGAUCAACGGGGUUGAUGGUCUUGAGCACGCCCAGGUGCAGGAUGCGGCUGCAAGAGUGGUUGCCACGCCCGAGUUCUUGCGCCCGGCCGUGCUGAGCUCGUCGAUAUCCAUAUCCCAGAUCAGGCUGGGCGUCCCCAAGGUCAGGUCACACAUUCUCCGGCCCUUGGAGAGGGGCGUGCUGCAAGGAGAGAGCACUCUGGAGGAAGCUUCCAAAGUGCCCGAGAACAUCAUCCUGGAGGCCAAGAAUCCGGAGAUGGCAAGGGACCCCUCGCACAUCACAGCAAGCAAGCGCGGUAGUGUUCUGUGGCAUGACUUCGUGCCUAGGGCCGUCAUGUUGGUGACGGGCAACAAGAACUUCUGGGCAGCGGCGUGCGAAGACGGCAUAGUCUACGUCUGGUCGCCAGCUGGCCGGCGCUUGGUCAACGCGCUCGUCCUCGAAUCCCAGCCCGUCAUACUGGAGUGCCGGGAGUACUGGCUACUAUGCGUGACGGCGGUGGGGUUGUGUCACGUUUGGAACAUCGAAACUUGCUCGUCACCGCAUCCACCAGUGUCGCUGGGGCCGGUGCUGGAUCUGGCCAUUCACUCGCUCAAUCCGCAUGCGGCUGUUCCAGGCCCGAGCGUGUCAGCCGCCCACCUUAACUCGGAAGGGCGGAUCGUGAUCACGUUGAGCAACGGCGACGGUUUCUUCUACUCGCCCAACCUGUACGCGUGGCAGCGCCUGUCAGAAACGUGGUGGGCCGUUGGCAGCCAGUACUGGAACAGCAAUGACAGCUCCGUCAGCGCCCUGCAGACCACAGCUGUCGGCCCUGCGACGGCGGCCGCGCCAUCGUGCACGUCGACUGGCGAAGGUGGCGUGUCGGUCUCGGCGGGCGUUAUCCCGUUCCUGGAGCGGCACACGACCAACGAGUUUCUACUCCGCGGGCGGGCCUACACGCUGCAGCGUCUCAUCAAGACGCUGCUCAGUCGCGAGGGAUUCGAAGGGUUUGAAAGCAGCGUCAGCAUUGCACAUCUGGAGAACCGGAUUGCGGGUGCGCUGCAGCUCGGGUCCCGGGACGAGUUCCGGCUGUAUCUGUUCAUGUACGCCAAACGCCUUGGAGCCGAGGGCCUGCGGCCCAAGGUCGAAGAGCUUCUCAACUCGCUUCUUGGCGGCGUGCUCCAGAACAAAGACGACGGCACGAGCACAAAAGCGGGCCCGGCCACCGACAAUGGUUGGUGGCUGGACAAGGGAGAUCAACUGUGCGGGUGGGACCGCAGGGAGCUCCUCAAGGGUGUGGUCAUGAUUCUGGGCAAAUUCCGGGAACUGCAGCGCUUGACGGUGCAGUAUGCUCGCGUGCUCGGUCUCACUACGGACGACGACGAUGACGACCACGAAAACGAUGUCGAUCCCAUGGCCAUCGAGGCUUGAGCACAUAGCUUUUGCAGCCGUUGACGCGGCUUUUUUUCUUUUGCUCCUCGAGUGAGAGCUGACGGCUCAGUGGCGCCCUUUGCGCAUCAUUCAUCAAAUCAUGUCAAGUUGUUUGGCGUUUGCGGUUCUCUGGGAGGAUUUUACUGGACAACAGGGAUAUUUCUAACUUUUCCUUUUGCACCAAAGGCGACACCCGUGGUUGUGCCUUUGCAUUGCGUGCGUGGAAAGACUGUGUAUGUGUAGAUACCUCGUGUUUUUUUUCCACACCCUGUUUCGGCGGCCUCAUUUUCUUGAUUUUCUUUUUUCGCCGAUUUUCUGGCGAUGGCAAAGUGCCAGGGGAGGCAGACUGUUCCAGAGGUUUCUUGUGUGUAUUAUUUUGAACGAGCUGUGCUUACUAGUACACGUGGACCAUAAGGCGUUGGUGCAUAUUACGUCAUCGCAGCCCAAACGAUGCAUCGUCAAAAAAUGCAAUGCUUGCCUAGAC
Gaeumannomyces tritici R3-111a-1 is the source of this 3768-nucleotide messenger RNA. Its product is annotated as HIR1. Gene Ontology annotation, cellular component: nucleus; HIR complex. The record is from RefSeq and is a predicted model, not a curated record. The transcript has 5 exons. The coding region runs from base 69 to 3284 and encodes 1071 amino acids. Gene Ontology annotation, molecular function: nucleosome binding; protein binding. NCBI's taxonomy places the organism in Eukaryota, Fungi, Ascomycota, Sordariomycetes, Magnaporthales, Magnaporthaceae. Gene Ontology annotation, biological process: DNA-templated transcription; chromatin remodeling; regulation of DNA-templated transcription.